CUUCCUGUUAACUUCCCUGACAGUCGAGUCUAGUGCUUACUGUCGUGCAGAACGUUCCGAGAUAUCGUAGCUGGACGUUCUUCAAUCGUGAAACAUGAAGAACAAAAUGGAAAAUGUAGAGGAUAGAGAUACACUUCUAAGCACAAAAGAAAUGUUAAAGAAAAAUGUGGAAUUACUAAGAUAUAAGCGGACAUCCUAUCUCUUGACGGUUCUCACAGCACUUUUGUUUUCUCUUAUAUUGUUCGUUUGCUUGAGACAUAUAUUUUCUACAAAAAAUAUAAGAGAGAGAAAGAGUACGAACAUCGUCGAAGUACCAACAUUCGAAUUAAUUGCAAUAACUGAAGGAACUGCGGCACUCGUUGAUCUUUACAUUCCGGAUAAAAAAGAUUCCGUGAAUCAUAAAGAAGAUAUAAAUUCAAUAAAUAGUUCCCAAAAAACAGACGAAAUUUCAUUUGAUACUAUCAAAGAUGUAAAACAAGAGAAUGAUCAUUCGCGCUUGUUCAUGGAUAAACUUUAUAAUGACAAAUUCUCCAGUAAUGAGAAUAACAAACAAACUGAGGCAAGUUCACGACCACAAAAUAGUUUCCAAAAGCAUAGGAACUUUGAUAUUCCCCCGAAUUUUCCCAAGUUAGGACAAGAGAAUUUAGCUCAAGUUUAUGAACGUAAGCCACUGACAGAUAAUCUACAUACAUUAGACGGUACUAAAAGUAUAAGUCAUGAACGUACGCUAUUAGAUAAUCAACAAAGAUUAGACAGUCUAUCGAAAAGAAUAUCGGAUUACUCUCUUACUGCAAGACCUCCGAGUCUGAAAGAUUACGUAGGUUACAAAAGAGACGUAAAUCCAAAGAGUAAUUCUCAAAAAUCAGAAGAUGUUUCAUCUGAUCCUUUCGAAAAUGAAACACAAAAAGGUGAUAAUUUAUUCAUGGAUAAAUCCUUUUACGAUGACAAAAUCUUUAGCGAGGAGAGUGACAAACGAGAAAAAGCAAAAUCUCAGUGGUGGCGCACAAUUGCAAUGCUAGGCAAGUCUGCUGAAAUAUCAUCAGAACAUGCGAGUAAAGAUUCUUUAGUUUCUCAAACGACAGAACACAAAGAAGACGACAUUUCAAGCGACAAAGAUAAUGCAGAAUACGACAAUAUAAGUAACAUCGACAAUCAGCAUAUUUCAUUCCAUGACCCUAUGCUUACUGGGAUAAAAAGUGAAGAAAAUAAGUAUUCGUUAGAGGAAAUGUCUGACAAAUGUGAAUCAGGCGGAGAGAUUAAAGAAAUGUGUAUUGGGAACUGUAAAUCAUAUGAAACAAUAACAUUAUUGAUACCGAAGACUCGGCUAUCGUCGUACGUGUUUUCUAAAAUUAGCAAUGAUUUUUCCAUAUAUUUCGGAGUACAUGACAUACAGGCGUUACUUAAAAACUCAAAUCAGUUCGGAGAUUGGUGGUCUAUCAAAACUUCAGAAAAUAAAAAAUUUUUCUGUAAUGGACAAACACAAAAAUGCAACUAUUAUCUCCAUUGCUCUAAAGAAGAGGAACUCACCUCUAACGAAAGAGAUACAAUGAAUAAAUUAACAAGGAACAAGGAAGAUAGUUACUACGAUGAUUUCCACUCGAAAGAGCAUGACAAAGUUCCACACGACUAUGAAAAUGACAACAGGGAAUCAGAUAAAGACUUGUUUGUUAGCUCGGAAGAAAAACAAGAAGAUGUAAUUUACAAGCAGCAUGAGAUACAAACAAUCGAGGCAUCUUCCACUUCCUCUUCCACUUCCGAGGAUGACUCGUAUUACUACGACCAUUACCACGGUAACAUUCAUAAUAUUAACGGUCCUGGUACGGCUUUCAACCAUCAUAUGUUUUGCAGCACAGAAUAUAUGCUUUAUCUAUGGUUUAAUAUUAUAUGCAACUUGAAUUCAAAGCUAAAGUGGGAGGCUUACUUGACAUGGGAGAAAGAAUCAAUUGAAGAACCAUUAUUAUUAUACAUAGAGGGGAACGAAUCAAUCACCAAAGUAUAUAUUCCUGACUAUCGUAGUGCGUUACUAUUUGGAAAGAAAGUGUUAACGGAUUGCCUUGUCAGAGAAGAUAGAAUCCUCUUCAUGAAAUCGUCUUUCGAAGACAGUCCGAGCAAUAUUAUAACGCAUAUCAAAAAGUGCAUAAUUGACAAGUACAAAGACAUGAUAAAAAAGAAGGAUUGAGAAAAAGCAGUAGUAUAUGAUGCUAUAUGUUAAUAAAGAUAUAAUAACGUAUAUAUAUAUACACGUUAAACAAUAAUGGAGGAAAAUAAACAAAUAUUUACCAUAAGAACGUGCACAGAUACACAACGUAGUCGGGUGUACUGUUAAUAAACCCAUUUAUAGGAAUAUAAAAAUAAUUCGAACCAAUAAAGAACACUACAAUAACAACU
This is a messenger RNA of Harpegnathos saltator (Jerdon's jumping ant), 2388 nucleotides long. RefSeq lists its product as uncharacterized. The record is from RefSeq and is a predicted model, not a curated record. Bases 95 to 2179 code for a protein of 694 amino acids. The transcript has 3 exons. NCBI's taxonomy places the organism in Eukaryota, Metazoa, Arthropoda, Insecta, Hymenoptera, Formicidae.